CAUUUCGUUGCUUACGUGUAGCCUUAGAACCAACACAAAGAUCUCUUAUUGGAGAGAACAAAUCGUGUCGUUUUUCUCAACACUCGUUAAAGUUGUUAAAGCAGACAAAGUCCGCAAGUCAAAUUUAAUCCACGUGUGGUUGCACACUGAUAUUUUAUUUACCAAAUUUGGGCUAUAGUUUCAGGUUAUGUUCUAUGCCGUUUCAGGAUAAGUUUUGGACCAGUCCGUUUGUCAGCUCAGGUCGAGAGUUGAACACAAAAUUUGACAUUCUAUAAUCAAAAAUAGUGCCGUUUGUACAAUCAAUAAACGGCAAGACACUUACCGUUGCAAAUAGUCAAUCUUGCUUUUAAGCUGAAGAAGACUCUGUAAUCUGAAGAAAGGAUAAGACUUUGGACACAAAGAGAUCACUGAAAACAAACCCGAAAAUGGCAGCUUUGAGUUCUUCCAUGGCUAUCUCAUCUCUACAUUUACUUUCUUGCAACCAAAGUUUCUUCCUUUCAUCUCAAUUUUCAAAACCCUUGUUCAUAAACCUUUCUCAGAAGAAACCCAGAUUCUCAAUUUCCUUUUGCCUCAAGCAAAGUGAAUCUGGCAGCAAAGAACACGACGACGAAGAAGAAGAAGAGUUUACUGUUGUGACAGCCGUAAGAAGCAGAUACAAUGAGAUUGUUAUAGUCGAUACUUUUGCUUCUAGAUAUCUUCUUCUUGACUCCACUAGGAAUGUGCAUAGUGUUAUCAAUAAAGGAGGCCAGAACUGGACUGGAGCUUAUUGGGUAAAAUGUGGUUUUUUGUCCUAUCAACAUUUUUGUUUGCAGGAUGAGUCUGCGAGUUUGCCUCCUAUUAUCCCUAAUGGUCCCAUAGCAAUCUACGGCUUGGGUGGUGGAACAGCUGCAAGAUUGAUUCUUGAGCUGUGGCCUUCAACGAAGCUUGAAGGUUGGGAAAUCGAUGAAAUUUUGAUUGAGAAAGCAAGAAACUAUCUCGGGCUGUCUGAGCUAGAGAUACCGACAUCAAAAGGGGGUAGACUUUGUAUUCAUGUAGAUGAUGCUCUCUCUCCUUCUCAAGAUGAUUCAAAAAGAUAUGCUGGGAUCAUCGUUGAUUUGUUCGCUGAUGGAAAAGUUUUAGAUCAGCUGCAACAUAUUCCAAUGUGGCUGGAACUGGCUAGUAGGUUAAUGCCUAACGGUCGCCUUAUGGUCAAUUGUGCGGGAAUCGAAACAGAGGUACAGAAUGGAAAACCACAGUUGGUGUUAGAUGAUUUAGCUUGGAUGUUGAAUUCUACAGUCAAGAUCUUCUCAGAAGCAUUUCCUAGACAAGUUAGCUGGAAGAGAACACCAGAUUCACAAGGUCUCAACUUUGUUGCCUUAACCGGAGGCUUACCUGAUCGUAGUGACUGGUCUAACAAGGUUCCAGUCCGUUUAAGCGAAUCAGUGAAGCUAUGGAAGCUUUGCGAGACCCCGUUAAAUAUCAGUGCUUUGAAUGCAUCUAAACAUCAAAGAGUUUUGCCAAAAGAUUUGAUCAAAAAACUCUCAUGUGAAUAGUGGAAGUUGUGUAUGAUUUAUUUUGCCAAUUGAGUAGAGAGAUACACAAAUGGACA
Arabidopsis lyrata subsp. lyrata is the source of this 1588-nucleotide messenger RNA. RefSeq lists its product as uncharacterized. The transcript has 8 exons. NCBI's taxonomy places the organism in Eukaryota, Viridiplantae, Streptophyta, Magnoliopsida, Brassicales, Brassicaceae. The record is from RefSeq and is a predicted model, not a curated record. The coding region runs from base 426 to 1532 and encodes 368 amino acids.